Messenger RNA from Pteropus alecto (black flying fox), 2139 nucleotides. RefSeq names its product phosphatidylcholine transfer protein (gene PCTP). The transcript has 6 exons. The record is from RefSeq and is a predicted model, not a curated record. Lineage: Eukaryota; Metazoa; Chordata; Mammalia; Chiroptera; Pteropodidae. Gene Ontology annotation, molecular function: phosphatidylcholine intramembrane carrier activity; phosphatidylcholine binding. Bases 319 to 963 code for a protein of 214 amino acids.
UCCUUCCUUCCGCCUGUCAGGAAGUCUCCCUACUUCCCUAGCCCCUCCACCCUUCCACAAACUAAGUCUAAUUUUCUCUUUUUACUUCUUUCCAUGCCCACUCAUCUCUUGUUCAGCUCCGCCCACCUCUCUAGGCCCGCGUCUCCCUGGCUCCGCCUCUCCUUAGACUUCUCCCCUUAAGUCUCGCCUUCCCCUCUAUCUCUUCUGUGUUCUUUGCCAAUCACGCUGUGCCAGCGUCUCGCCCCGCUCCCGAACCCACACCGAGCCAAGCCUGUCCGCUGCCUCCCCUGCAGGCGGAGGACCUAGGGCUGCGGAAGUAUGGACCGUACGGCCGGUGGCUUCUCGGAGGAGCAGUUCCUGGAGGCCUGCGCCGAGCUCCAGGAGCCCGCCCUGGCCGGGGCCGACUGGCAACUGCUGUUGCAGACCUCGGGCAUCAGCAUCUACAGUCUGCUAAACCAGGAGACUGGACUUUGUGAGUAUAAAGUUUUCGGUGUCCUGGAGAGUUGCCCGCCAGCUCUGCUCGCAGAUGUCUACAUGGACAUAGACUAUAGAAAACAGUGGGACAAAAAUGUUAAAGAACUCUAUGAAAAAGAAUGUGACGGCAAGAUUGUGGUCUACUGGGAAGUGAAAUACCCUUUUCCCAUGUCCAAUAGGGAUUAUGUCUACAUCCGGCAGCGGCGAGAUCUGGAUGUGGAAGGACGGAAGAUCCAUGUGGUCCUGGCUCAGAGCACCUCUGUGCCACAGUUCGCCGAGAGGCCAGGAGUGAUCCGGGUGAAGGGGUACAAGCAGUGCCUGGCAAUCGAGAGCGAUGGCAAGAAGGGGAGCAAAGUUUUCAUGUAUUACUUCGAUAACCCGGGUGGCCAAAUUCCGUCCUGGCUCAUUAACUGGGCCACCAAGAAUGGAGUUCCUAACUUCUUGGAAGACAUGGCCAAAGCCUGUAAGACCUACCUCAAGAAAAACUAAGAAAGGCAACUGGGAACCUUGUGUCCAUGGAAUAAUGUCUCCAGAAGUGCCACACCCCAUGGACGCUCAGCCUUCCUUUCGCUUUUCCCGUCUUCAGAGGCCGGCAUACUCUCUGGCAUAUCGGCUCGGAGCGUGCGUAUGCCUGACGCCCGGCUUCCUUCCCCACUCUCCCCACCCCAGGACCGGCUGCCUUCUUCUACUAUGGAAAAUGGGUCACAUUAGGGAAACUUCUGCUUGUUUAUUUUUAAAAAGGGAAGUCCUCAGUAAGGAACACAAUCAUUCCAUUGUGUCAUCUUAGGGGGAUGGGCGGGUAGAAGAGUGACAACAAAAUGUAAGAAUGACUGAUCCUAGCAAACUGGAUCCUGCUCAGAAUGUGAUUUCUUGCAACUCAGGCGGGGUUGCUGGAAGUUGCAUUCCCAGCAGAGCUGACUCUCAGUGCACCAAGACUGGAAGACUAUGUGGAUGUCCAUUUGCCUUAAGCUUUGGUGACUUGAUUUGGCUGGGAUUUGAAGUGAUAAUUCAAAAAGUCUCUUCCUAUUCCUGCUCAUGGAGGAUCACAUGCUGUUUUGAUUUCAAACCAUUCUGUAAAACAUUAUAGGCCUGACCUAGUACAUAAUGUGAAUAACAUGUGUUUCUCUUUCCUGUAUGCCACUGGGGAAAGGCCGUCCAUACCUCACUAGCUCUGCAUUUUAUUGGCAAUUGAGGCAUCAAGAUGGUGCUGGUAGUUAGCACUAGCCAAGAUGCUUUGCACACAGCAUUGUGAUAAAGUGUCUUUAUAUGCAAUAAGGUGAGUUUCCCUUAUAGAAUACUUGGAGAUGUUGACAAGAGUCCACACCAGGGAAAUAUUAAUUAGUGGCUGGGUUGACUCUAUACUUUUUUCUCAGGAAUUCUACCUAAGUUGUCUGCCUCCUCCACUACCAAAAGACUACUAGUUUCCUGUAUUUUCUCCUGAAUUUUGGUAGGGCAAGAUAUUCUGUGGCACAGCCUUGAUGAUCUCAGGGAAAAUUUUUAGUUACUGUGUACAUGUGAUAGUACCAAACCUUGAUUAAUGGGCAUAGAAAUUCAGGAUGUAAACCCAGAGCAGGGGAUUUAUUAAAAUGGGAUACCUCAGAUUGUAUGUUUUCCCUCUGGGAAGGAAUGUGUAUUAAAUACUGAAUAAAUACAGAAUGGCUUACA